AUGACCAUGCCAUUGAGGAGCUCACUGUUGGUCAUGUUGGCUUCGACAUGCUGUUUGUUGUACAUGGGGUAUGGCAAAGUUCCUCGGAUUGAACUCUUGUCGAGCUCGGCGGGAGAUGCGAUCUUGAUGAAGCAGCUCGAGGAAGAUGACAGGCUUCUGGCUGGGCUGGACUCCAGGUUCGAUGCGGGUCACCAGGCCUCGGCAAGGAGGGCGCACUACAUGAUCUCUAAGUUUGGCAAGGUGCCUGCCAGCUGGUGUGCCCCUGAUUCCCCGAAGUGCGAGGACAUGGCAGGGAAGCGAUUCCUUGGGCAAGGGCAGGAGGCUCUAGGGAACGGGCUGCUCAACCUAGCUGCCAAGGACCCAGACCUCUACGAGAAGGCAAUGAAGAGGAACGGCGGAAGUUUCGAUAGAGCCAGGAGGAUGGCUCAGUCUGAAGGAUCCGGCGAGAAGGAGAGCAAACUGGUGAAAGAUCCUCCUCAGAUCAGUGGGCUGGAUAGGCUGAAAGAUGCUUUCCCGGACCUCUACACCAAGGCCAUCGCAAGGAAUGGAGGGAGGAUGGUUAAGGUGGACCACUCCAAGGCUGGAGCAGAGAACCUUGAUAAGGGUCGACGAGUGGCACCGGAGCAGAAAGCUCGGCUUUCGUCUCUUGCGCAAGUGCAGCAAGACCCUCUCCUUGGCUCCCUAGAGAACGAACUGCAGCAGCAAGAAGCUCUCACCAAGGAGGCAGAGGAACAGAAGAAAUCUGCUCAAGCCGAGAUGAAGCAAGUGAGAUCGAACGAGGCGCUCAUGAUUGAGCAGGCUGCUCUCAGCAGGGAGCAACAGGCGCUGAAGGAUGCCAAGACCUUUCUGGCUGGUUCUAAGAAGGACCGCAUGGAUAGUGAGAAGAAACGAGACACCCUGAAGAAAGCUGCCGAGAUUCGCCGUAAAGUGGAGAAACUCAAGGAGCAAAGAAAGAAGGAUGUUGCAGAGUCGAAGAAGAUAAUUGAAGCAAGAGACAUGGCCAAGAGUUCGUUGGAAUCUUCGCUCAAGUCAAUGACGAUCCACAAGGCUAUUGCAAACCUCCUUGCUGAUUCUUCGUUUGACUCACAGGCCCUUCACGUCGCCCAUUCCCUGCAGAAGAUGGAAGAUGAGAAAUCGGAGCUGGAGAAGGAGGCUGCCCGCAAUAAGCAGUUGACCGAGAAGUAUCUGCAUGAGGCAUCGAGGUUGAAGACGCACAAGGAGGUUGCUCCUGCUCAACUCUCGAAGCAUUCAUCGAACCACAAUACCAACAACGCAAAGCAGAACCUCGACAGCAUCUUAGAGCAGGAGAAGUUGCAAGUGAAGCGAGCGGCUUCGAGGGUGCGGAAGUCUCACAGGAGGAUGUUGAAAGCGAAACGUUUCCAAGAACAGCAGGCGAAGAAAGUCAUGCAGUCAGAAGCAGUGAAGGUCAAAGCUCAUUCCUUGAUUGUUCGCCCUCCCUUCGACCGCGCAGUCGCUGCCGCUAAGACAUCGGGCGGGGAAGUGAGGCAGCCGGCCAUAGCGCAUCAAGUGAAACGGCCAACCGUUCAUCACGAGCAGAAGCAGAUCGCAAAGGCUCAACCUCCUCACCAUCCAACUCCUCGAGCCAACUCAGCUGCUGAUUUGCGUUCGGCUCUGACAGGAUUCGAGAGGCAGAUGAAGUCGGCGAUCGCAUCCGAGGUGGACAAGACAGUGGAGCCCCUUAAGCACGAGAUCGAGCAGAUGAAAACUUCCCUGGAAGUCCAACGAGGGGAGUCAGAGGGAUACAAAUCUGCUCUGUCAGCCGUACUCAAGGACACUGUUGGUGCCAUUGUAAAGAAGGCCCUCCCCGCCAACGUUCAGUCAAAGGCAGCCUCCUCCUCCUCCUCCUCCUCAUCGUCGGCCUCGCAGCCUGUCUUGUCCGAUAGUCCUCCUAUGCCCCAGCGCCAGGAAAGGUUCGCUAGAGAUGAUCUUGUCAGGUAUGAGGAUGCAGCAUCGCACGACAAGGAGACGAGCGGGAUCACAUAUCACGAUCACUUUGCUCAUCUUGACCCGGCGUCGGAGGAGAACAUGCGGACCAUGUAUGGGAGCGAGUGGAAGUAUACCAACCCCGACGUGCCAUACCGAUACGGGAGGAGGCAGGAGGACGCUAGCGGGCAGCUGACGUCUGUCCCUGCGUCUGCCAUGGCAAGCGGAGAAGCCCCGAAGGACUUCAUAGGGACAGUAGACGAGAGCGAGUUCUCCAAGGCGAACCGAGGCAAGCUCGGGGACCACCUGGUGGGAGGAGAUGACAAGAUGGUGCCGAGGCUCUUCUCCAACAAGGAGCUGCAGAGAUCGACGUACACGGGAUCGGUGGAGCACAACGUGAAGAUGGAGAAGCAGGACGACGAUCACGGGCUGAUAGGGGACAGAUUCUGGGCGUUGCCGGCAGGGGAGGACAACCGACACCUCAUGUACGGCAAGCUUGAGGAUUACUCGGGAGACAAGAGGCUGGGCUUCGGCGAUCAGCUCGUUCCCCUCCAUGAGGCGAUCAAGGAGCAGUGGGGGGCUGGUCACUGGCAGGGGAUGCACACGCAGCACCUUGCUGACUUCCUCGUCAGCGUCAACCCGACGGGAGACCCGAAGGCCUUCGGGACGCAUCCGUUCAAAGUUCGAUCGGUGGAGGAGGGAGGAGACGGGAAGACGCAAGACUGA
Guillardia theta CCMP2712 is the source of this 2670-nucleotide messenger RNA. RefSeq lists its product as hypothetical. The transcript has 7 exons. The record is from RefSeq and is a predicted model, not a curated record. Lineage: Eukaryota; Cryptophyceae; Pyrenomonadales; Geminigeraceae. The coding region runs from base 1 to 2670 and encodes 889 amino acids.